Eriocheir sinensis (Chinese mitten crab) is the source of this 1038-nucleotide messenger RNA. RefSeq names its product G-protein coupled receptor GRL101-like. Lineage: Eukaryota; Metazoa; Arthropoda; Malacostraca; Decapoda; Varunidae. Gene Ontology annotation, cellular component: membrane. The transcript is spliced from 6 exons. Gene Ontology annotation, molecular function: protein-hormone receptor activity; G protein-coupled receptor activity. The annotation marks the transcript as partial. The record is from RefSeq and is a predicted model, not a curated record. Gene Ontology annotation, biological process: G protein-coupled receptor signaling pathway.
GUGUUUCCCUCAGGUCCACUCGUUCCUCAUCACCAACCUGGCCCUGGGUGACCUCUGCAUGGGCCUCUACCUCCUCAUCAUCGCCGCCGUGGACGUGACUUACCGCGGCGUCUACUUUAUCUACGACGUGCAGUGGCGGAGCUCACCCCUCUGUCAGCUGGCCGGUUUCCUCUCCACCUUCUCCAGCGAGCUCUCCGUCUUCUCGCUGACUGUCAUCACGGUGGAGAGGCUGGUGGUCAUCGUGUUCCCCUUCCAAGUGCCGCGCCUCUCCAUGGCCUGGACCCGCGGCAUCAUGGGCGUGGUGUGGGCGUGCGUCACCCUCCUGGCCGCCCUGCCCCUGUCCGACAUCCCCUACUUCAGGAACUUCUACGGGCGGUCCGGCGUGUGUCUGGCGCUGCACAUCACGCACGAGAAGCCUAGCGGGUGGCAGUACUCCGUCUUCGUGUUCCUGGUCCUCAACCUCGCGUCCUUCUCCGUCAUUGCGCUGUCCUACUGGCGGAUGUACCUCGCAGCCCGAACCUCCCGCGCCGCCGUCCGCAGCGACCUGCACCGCCGCGAGUCCAUCAUGGCCCGCAAGAUGACGCUGAUCGUGGUGACGGACGCCGCGUGCUGGCUGCCCAUCAUUCUGCUCGGCGUUGUGUCCCUCGCAGGCGUCACCAUCCCGCCGCAGGUGUUCGCGUGGGUGGCGGUGUUCGUGCUGCCCCUCAACGCGGCCAUCAACCCCCUCCUGUACACGCUCAGCACGGCGCCGUUCCUCAGCAAGGCGAGACAGCGCGCGAGGGACGUGAGGACUUCCUUCAGGUGGUCGCUCUCUCGACGGGCCACAACCACCACCUCCACCUCCUUGGACAGACAGGACAGUGGUGCUCCUCAGGCCUUAGCGGUGAUCCCCACGGCCCGCACCUCGCCCUCCGCCUCCUCCACCCUUCCCCCACACGGAGCCCUUUCCUGCCCCGCCCCCCACCACCACAGCCUCCAGGCGGGCAAUGGGUGCUGCCUCGACCGCUCCCAUUCUCUUCGCGGGACGGAAUCUACAAG